Molecule: messenger RNA, 3237 nt
Organism: Penicillium vulpinum
Lineage: Eukaryota; Fungi; Ascomycota; Eurotiomycetes; Eurotiales; Aspergillaceae
Product: transcriptional regulator family TF
Exons: 10
Coding region: 1-3237 (1078 amino acids)
Biological process (GO): regulation of DNA-templated transcription; DNA-templated transcription
Cellular component (GO): mitochondrion
Molecular function (GO): zinc ion binding; proline dehydrogenase activity; FAD binding
Source: RefSeq, a predicted model, not a curated record
AUGACAUCCAAGGUAUUCUUACGACCUGCUCUAGCUGUGAUGGGUGUCCUUGCAACAUCGAAAUCUCCACUAUUGAACCCAGAUCGGAACAUCCCUUUGAAUAAAAUCCUUCGCUGGACGGUUUACAAUCACUUUUGUGCCGGGGUGAAUAAAACAGAAGUUUCCAAGACUGUGGCAGACGUUAAAAAGAUGGGAUACCAGGGCGUCAUCUUGGGGUAUUCGAAAGAGAUAGUGUUGAAUCAUGAUGAAAAGCUUUCAGCCGAUGAGUCUGGCAAAGCACAAUAUAGCGACAAGUGCUAUCAGAUGAUUGAGGAGUGGAAGGAAGGAACAUUGGAGACACUGCGCAUGGUUGGGCCGGGUGACUUCCUUGCCGUGAAAUUGACAGGUGCUGGACCUAUUUCAGUGGAUGCGAUGGCAGCACGCCAGCCCAUGCCAGAGGCUAUGAUCAAAGCUGUGGAUGAGAUUUGCUUUGAGACAGAAAAGCAGGGCUCACGUCUCUGGUUGGAUGCAGAGCAACAAGUCUUGCAAAAGGGCCUUGAUGACUGGGCCAUUGAAACGAUGCGCAAGCAUAACAAAUCGCAAACACCAAUUAUUUAUAACACUAUCCAGGGCUAUCUCAAGGGAUCAAAGGCGAAUCUUGACCACCAUCUUGCCUUGGCUGCACAAGAGGGCUGGUCUCUGGGUAUCAAGUUGGUCCGAGGGGCAUAUAUUGAGCAUGAGACACGCUCUCUCAUACAUGAUACCCAGGCCGAUACGGACCGGUCAUACGAUAUGAUCGCAGAAACCAUGCUUUGCCGAAGAAUGCCUGCUGGGAAGGAGAACCUUCCAUUCCCCAACGCCGCUCUUUUCCUCGCCACCCACAACGCCGCUAGUGCAACCAAAGCGAUUGCCACACACCAGCACAGGCUUCUCACCAACCAACCUACAGUCAUGCUAGAAUGUGGACAAAUCCAAGGCAUGGCUGACGAACUCAGUUGUGAACUGGUGCAAAACUACGAACGUGCCCUCGAACAAUCUUCUGCUGCUAACUUGACUGUGCCAAAGGCUUUCAAGUGUAUGGCUUGGGGCUCAGUUGCGGAGUGCAUGGGUUAUCUGCACCGUCGAGCAAUCGAGAAUCGCGGGGCAGUGGAACGAACACAACACAUGCUGACGGCAUUGCGUCAAAGCUGUGAGCGAUGUCGAUCAAUGAAGGUCAAAUGCUCGGGCGUCAGUCCUUGCACAAGAUGUGCGCGGAAGAAGAAACAUUGUCACUUUCCGGUGGAGGAGGUGCGGGUCUCUGUGUCGGAACGGUACUUGCGAGAACUAGAAGAGCACAUAUCCAGAAGCGGAAGUUCGACACGACAUGGACACCCGGCCCCUCUUGAUCGCAGUCCUUUAGGAGGCACAAUAUUUACAGCUGAUGAGAAUAUUGAUGUUCCUCCGACCCCUCAAGCAUCUAGCACACUGCUAGACAAUCAAGCAGACAUUGGAUGGCGUUCAAUCCCAAUUGGAAUGGGACCACCCCUGCAUACCCCAGGGUCCCCUCACAGAGAGAACGAGACUGAUGGUGGCGCCGAAGAAGACAAUCACCGAUCAAGAUUCUCUCGGAAUCCUUUGGUUGAUCGGGAUCCAUCAUUUGCCCAGACACCGGAUGGCCGAUUUUGGUACAUGGGGCCUACAUCGUCGUGGUCCUUUUGUCGUCGUGUACUUGCUUUAAUAGGGAGAAAGGUACCUGAAUCAAAUUGUCCCCCAGAUCCAUUUCAUAUUGAUGGCAUGGCUUUCAAGUUGAACUGGCGACCAUAUCCUCCAGAUGAAGUACCUGAUGUCACUAAUCUGCCACCGUUGGACUAUGCACUCUUCUUAUUCAACACAGUCAAGUUCUAUUUUGGCUUUCUUUCUUUUAUGAUUGAUGAACAUGCUUAUUUGCAGGACCUGCAUGAAUUCUACCGGGAUCCAUCAGCGAAAGCUGCUUCCAAUAGACCUUGGUACUGUCAAUACUUACUUGUUCUCGCCUUUGGAAAAGCGUUCUUGACACAGAAGAACCAUUCUGGGACACCGCCUGGCCAUCAAUACGCAUCUCGAGCGAUGGCUCUAUUGCCUGAUUUGUCAGGAGUUGACGAAGAUCCCUUGGGCUGUAUCCAAGCACUCAGUCUAGGGGCAGUGUAUCUUCAGUCAAUAGAUAUGAGAAGAGCCGCGUUUCAGCAUAUUGGACAGGCGUUACGAGGCUGUAUCAUCGAAGGAAUACACAGGCAUGUACCUGAAGAGAUAUGUGGACCAGAGCUCUCCAAACGAUGCAGAACGAUCUUUUGGGUGGUUUAUAUGUUAGACCGGGAAUUCUCCGCUUUAAUUGGUGCACCGAGCUCGAUUAGAGAUGAAGAUAUCACGGUUAGAUUGCCAGCAGAGAUGGAUGAUUCAGUAGAGCAUGUCAAUUUGACAUUGCAUGUUCGGCUUGCACGGCUCAUGGCCACUAUUCUGACAACCGUCUACGGCGUUGGAAAUGAUUUUGAUGACACGCUCAUUCGAAGUACACAGUCCAUUCUUCAUAGCAUUGCUGACCUUUCAUAUGACCUGACUGCCUUUUUAAAUACCCAUUUCCAUGGAUUAAUUAGCCGUGCUUCGAAGAUGGCGAUCCGAUUGAUGCUGGCUCAUCAUCAUUGUGUGGUACUUACAACACGGCCGCUAGUGAUGUGCGCACUUCACAUGCAUAUUGAACGAACAGAACGACAAAAAUCUCAGACGAUCGUUUUAGCACCACCUGUUGCAUCCCUGUUGCAAUGCUGCGCCGAUUCAGCGCAGACUAUUCUCCAGACUCUUCGUACUUUAGCUGACGAUGACCUGCUGGACGCCUUCUUACCAUUCCAAGUCGAAGACGCGUCGUCCUCUGCGUUUGUUCUCUACCUGAUCCGUGCAAUUGCCCCAUCAGUGAUCUCAAACGACACGUGGUGCGACAAUCUGGCCCUCGUACUCGAUAAACUCAUUUCAAAGGGUAACUUAGCUGCACCGCUUCGCAGGCUUGAACUCAGGCAAUUGGAACAAAUACUCGCACCUAUAACACCAAAAUUGGCAAAUCACCAGUUGCCGCAAGUCAAUCUGGAUGAAGGCAAUGAAAUUAAUGAAGAACCUUACGCCUUCGAUCAAGAAGAGUUUGAGUGGGAUCUACUGGGACUUCAUUCAUCCGUCAGUAUUGCUCCGCGAGAGUUAUUGGACCUUGCAGAUCAAUUAGAUGUGGAGGGGAUCAUGCAAUCUGUCGGGGUUUGA